This is a messenger RNA of Anopheles arabiensis, 4613 nucleotides long. Its product is annotated as enolase-phosphatase E1-like. Gene Ontology annotation, molecular function: acireductone synthase activity; magnesium ion binding. The coding region runs from base 453 to 2852 and encodes 799 amino acids. The record is from RefSeq and is a predicted model, not a curated record. Lineage: Eukaryota; Metazoa; Arthropoda; Insecta; Diptera; Culicidae. The transcript has 6 exons.
UUCUCAUUAAUUUUGUAGCCGCCGCCAAGUGUGGAGACAGAGCUAGUUCCAGUCCGGGAGUUUUUUGCCAUCUCAACCGAGUGCACCUUUGCUGACCGUGCGCGUGUGUGUGUGUGUGUGCGAGUGUAUGUGUAAAUGUGUGUGUCGAGGUUCUGAUUCCGAAUCAAAUCUUGAUCGCUCCAUUCCUGUCCUCCACCGCACGGAAUUUGAAGCUGCCUCAGAUUAGCCACGAGCGGAAGCCCAGUUUUCCUCUCGUGUGAGAUCGUGCGCCUCCAAUCUCCCGUUCUUCCGGGAACAAGCUCGAACCGUCUCCACCUUUGUCUCUAGCAGGCUUGCGGCAGCUGCGGAAAGUAGUCCGGUACUGUGAAUUUCUGUGUGCUUUCGGGUGUGUGUGUGUCAGUCUGUGUGUGUGUGCCCGUGUCUGUCCGGUCUGAUUGAAGUUAACGGAAAAGAUGGCAGCCGUUGUAGCACUCGGGGCGAACGUUCUUUCGGCGAAAUCCAUUAUUUGCGACAUCGAGGGAACUACCACGUCGAUUUCGUUCGUAAAGGAUACGCUCUUCCCGUACGCGCUGAAACAUGUAGAAGGGUAUCUGAAAAACAACUGGAACGAGGAGGCGACCAAGACGGUCGUAACAGCUUUACGCGAGCAAGCUGAAGAGGACAAGAAAGCGGAAGUGGAAGGAGUUGUACCAAUUCCUACCGGUGAUUCGGAAGAUAUUAUUCCGGAGAUUGUCAAAAACGUUGAAUGGCAAAUGUCUCUAGAUCGCAAGACGGGCUCGCUGAAGACGCUGCAAGGACUGGUCUGGGCAAAAGGGUAUAAGGAUGGAUCCAUCAAAGGACAUGUGUACGACGAUGUGCAGAAGGCAUUCGAGCAGUGGACGGAGAACGGCCGUAAGAUCUACAUCUACUCAAGUGGCAGUGUCGACGCCCAGAAGCUGCUCUUUGAGCAUAGCGAGCAAGGCGAUCUGCUGAAGUAUCUUUCCGGACACUAUGACACUAAGAUCGGUGCGAAGCGAGAGAAGGAAUCCUACACAUCCAUCUUGAAGAAUAUCGAAUCAUCUCCUGAAGAGGCAUUGUUCCUUACUGACGUAUAUGCUGAAGCCAAAGCGGCAAAGGAGGCUGGCCUCAAUGUUGUGCUGCUCGACCGUCCUGGCAAUUCUGAGUUGUCUGAAGAGGAACGAAAGGAUUUCCCCGUUAUUGCUACGUUUUCAGAUUUGUCUUUUGCAGCCGAAACCAAAGAGGAGAAUGGAGGCGCCACCAAUGGCAAGCGUAAGAUCGAGGAAACAAAUGACGACGUUGCCGAGGAGGAUAAAGCUCAGGAGCAGCCACCAUCGAAAUUGGUGAAAGUGGAAGAAGACAAGAAGAUGGAAUCAGCUGAAAAUGGAGAAAAAGAGUCGACCAAGCCUCCUGUUGAAUCUGCAAGCCUUCCCGAUAACGCUGAAACAAUGGAAGUGGAUGGAGACGAAGCCGCAAAAAAGACUGAUUCGAAGGAAGAAAAGGAUGGUGAAAAAAUGGAAGAAGACAACACAGAUAAGCUGGAAGAAAAGGCGGAAGCAAUGGAAACAGAUAAAAACGAAGAUGUUGUAGAAAACAAAAAGCCAAAUAUUGAAAGUAGCGAGCCAGAAAAAGAACGAAAAGAGGAGGUAAUUGAAAAAGAGAAAGAAGGAGAGCAAAAAGAUAAAACUGCUGAGGUAGAAGAAAAGGCUGCCGUUAAAGAAGAUGAGGCUAUUGCGAAAGAAAAGGAAAAUGAGGGCAAAAACGAAAAGGAAACAGCAGAGAAAGAAGAAAAAGUCAAAGAAGCAGCAGAAAAUGGUGACAAAGUCACCGAAGAAGUAGUAAAAGAUGUUGAAAAGGAAUGCAACGUAAUGGAAACAGGAGAGAAAGAAGAGAAGGUAGAGAAGGAAAAGAACGAAGAGAAGGAAAAGAAGGAAGAAAAGAAAGAGAAGGAAGAGAAUGUAGAAAAGGAAACUAACGUAGAGAAGGAAGAUAACGUAGAAAAGGAAGACAAGGUAGACAAGGUAGAAAAGGAUGAAAAAACGACAGAAAAAGAGGAACCAUCAACUAAGGUAAGCACAGCUUCCAAGACUAACGAAGAAGUAGCAUCUUCCAAGACUAAGGAUGAAAAUGAUGGAGGAAACAAGGUCGAAAACAAGAAUAUGGAUACCACAGAAAAGAGUGCAGUCGAAGAAAAAAAUAGCGACAAAAAUACUUCUGAAGCAGGUAUUGCCAAAUCGGCGGAAGAUGGUAAGGCAGAGGCGGAAACAGCACCAGUACUUGCCGAGACAGUUGUAGGCGACAAGAAAGAUAUUGAUAAGACCGCCGUUACUUCAGCGACUCCUGACACGGUAGAUGACUCGAAGGAGGUCGAAGUUACCAAAGGGGUUGAGGGUAAAUCGGAUGAGACAGUGGACGAGGUAGCUAUGGAGGUGAAGGAAGAUUCCAAGGCACAGGAAGACGCUAAACCCAGUAGUGAUGUAGUAGAAAUGGAAAAGAGUAAUGGAAGCGAUAACAGUGUAUCGGAGAAGCAGGAAUCUGAAAGUCCCAAGGAGGAGGAUGGUGGUGUAGAAUCUAAGAAUGAACAGAAUGGAACCCCGUCGGAAACUAAGACAACCACGAACGGUAGCAGUAAGAGUGACGAAGAAAAAAAUGGUGAUAGUGACAAAGAAAACGACACUUCUCUGAGCAACUGCGAGACGGACGAAACAACUGCGGAGAAAACAAAUGGAACUGCCACCCCAGUAGAAAGUACCAACGCUGAGGAUGUUCCCUCCUCUGAAAUCAAGGCUAAAAAGGUAAUCGAAGCCGUUACGCCUGCAGUUACACCAGCGCAACCGAUUGAGGCAGAAUCGUAAGCUGAGUAGAGUCGUCACAAGACGCAAUGGUGCGGGAAAUCAAAAUGCCUUUCAGGUAUUCUGAUUACUCCGUUGCUUUCAGAUUGGCACAUUAUGAUUCCUUUUUGUUAUUUUAAAACUAAACUACCGAAGAACCAUCUUUCGCACACACAUAGGAACGGACUGCAACAGCAGAGAAACGAGUAGCAGUUGUGACAGAACGUUUAGUCUUAAUGACGCAUUUGAUGAUAUGUCCCGAACAGAACAGGCAGGAACAGGAAACACAGGAUUUGAGUACUUAGACGGAGAAGAACUCGAGGAAUCACACACAUAUAGCUGUAUCAGUGACGAUCUAUUUCUUAGUAAUUACAAUUUUUAUAAACGUAUUUAUAUCAUUUGAUGCCACUGACAUAGGAUUCGCAUAGAAGGAUUACAAAUGUACGAACAUAUUGCAUUAAACGAUUGUAGAAAGGAGAACCGUUGCGCACAUUCGGUUAAUAAUUCUCGUUAAUACGCGUACACUGAAAAGAAAAUUGGAGAGAGAAGAGAGAUGUUGUACAACUGAUCUGAUCGUAUGUUCUGAUGUAUUUGAUGCGCUUAUAACAUCACAACAACACACACAUGCUACAAGAAUAAUUCGUUGCAGGUAAACCACGAAAACAAGUGGUAGUUGAAGUCGGCCAAUGUUUGGAAUUAAUUUGCGCGUUCAAAUUCCUAAAACUAUAACGAAAAUGACAUCAGAAUGUGUGUUACGUAAAUAAGCAGGAAAUAAUUCUUGUCGUUUUACAACAAGAGUUCGACUGUAACCUUACAUACAACUAGAAUUUCCCCAUUUGCAUGGGUAUGAGUGACGAAAGACUGAAAAGAAGUGAUUUGUUUGUGGAAGAAACGGUACGAAAUUGGAAAAGAUUCAUCCUAAAACUAAAAAUUGCGCUCCAUUCCAGUACAGCAACAAUGCACACACACACACAAACGCAUUCCAAUGCACCGUUUAAGUGUUACGAUCUGAAUAGUUAAUUUUCAACAUAUUAGUUCCUGCUAUUUUGUGAUCAUUCCUUGAACCGAAUCAACGUUGUACGAGGAGACAGACCCCGAUGUCUCUUGUAACACCACACGAUCGGUCACAUCGUAAUAGGGAUAUUUUCUUUUAAUCCAUUUCAUUUGACACCUCAUCGGGAUGGCCGUGCUGUGGUCAGCAAAAAUGCGAAUAACUAGCUACUAGUACGCAAUUUUGCAACAGGUUGAUCAAACUCAAUUUGACCUACACAGCACAGUUAGUAUUUGAGGCAAAAGAUCUGAUUUUUAUGAUGCAUUGAUGUGAGGUAGUCAUAUCGAUCGGUUAUGCUCCUACGGAACAUUCAACUAAGUGUGUGAUUUAAUUGAAUCAGGAAAAUUAUGAUGCAAAUCAGAUGAUAACGCUUCACGAACUCACGUGUGUUCGUGAAACAUACGAAACCACUAGGAACAAAAAGAAGAAUAAAAAAGGAACAACAAUGAUAAAACAUACAUAUGUUCGUGUUACAGUUGAAUGCGAUGAACUUGAAUGAGGUGCGAGUGAGUGUUUAGUAUUAACAAAAUAAAAUCAAGCAUGUAAAGCUUAACACACACAUACAAACACACACUCGAUGUCUAAUACGAGAUAUAGAACAACAGAGAUGAAGUUGAAGGAUUCGUACGUGCUAUUGAUGCAAAAGGCACAUGACAAGACAUGAAGUUAUGGGAAAAUAAACUACUCGAUCAUAUUUUAAAGUUCCACUCACCACGGAAACGAAAAACUCGCAA